AUGGUCGGCCUCAGCCCGCAAAUCACCAACCUGGUCAUCAUCCUCGGGGUGAUGCAAAUCUCCAAAAAGAUCCCCUUCGAGGACCCUUUCGUACUCAAUGCGUGCCGCGCGGCCUACAUACUCAGCAACCUGAUCAUAUUGGGCAUUUAUCUCUACAUGAAGACUGUGGUCGACAAGAAGAAGGACUUGACUACGCUCAAAUAUGUCGAGCCGGCGCCCAUGGGCUCCUCCGAAGAGGGCAAGCUCGUGACGACGACGGUCCACGCCUACGACGUCGGCCAGCUCAAGAACUUGAUGCGCUCGCAGCUGAUGGGAGUGGGCAUGAUGGGCGUCAUGCACAUCUACUUCGGGUACACCAACCCCCUCGUCAUUCAGAGCAUCAUCCCUCUCAAGGGCGCCUUCGAGUCCAACAUGACCAAGAUCCACCUCUUUGGCCAGCCAGCUGUUGGCGACCUCAAGAGACCCUUCAAGCAGCCAGCGGGCUUCAUGAGCGGCCUCCAGAGCGGCCCCGCGCAGAGUGAUAAGAAGACUGUUGAGGCGGCGGAGCGCGCUGGCCACGGGGGUGUUAAGGAAGAGUAG
Molecule: messenger RNA, 579 nt
Organism: Lasiosphaeria miniovina
Lineage: Eukaryota; Fungi; Ascomycota; Sordariomycetes; Sordariales; Lasiosphaeriaceae
Product: inorganic phosphate transporter Pho88
Exons: 3
Coding region: 1-579 (192 amino acids)
Biological process (GO): protein targeting to ER
Cellular component (GO): endoplasmic reticulum; mitochondrion
Source: RefSeq, a predicted model, not a curated record